AGUAUCGUGAGCACCACUCGUGUAUCGCUACUAAGCCUCAGAAGGAGAAAGCCACAGUUCCACCGAUAGAUCCAGCAGGCCAACACAUCUGCAUCAAGAAGGCAAACCGACCUUUAGGCCAGGACUCAAGAUCAUCCUGUCCUCCAAAGACUUCAAGUACAAUUACAAUUCGCCACCAUGGCGUCCUCCAAAGCACCAACCCUCGCCGAAGCCCAGAAGCUUAACCAAGAAUACGAACUCCCCAAUCCGGAAGCAUACUCCUCUUACCAACUCGGAAUCUACAGCGCCUUCCGCUCACCGCCAUUCUCUACAAAGCCUUCCGAAUGGGAACGUCUCGCCCGCGAAAAAGUUCCAGCGGCGAACUUUGGAUAUGUCUUUGGCUCUGCUUCCAGCCAUAGGACCUAUGCUUCCAACAUCGCGGCGUUUGAUCGGUAUCGCUUGAAGCCGAGUAUGUUGGUCAAUGCGACGAGGAGGGAUUUGAGGGUGGAGCUAUUUGGUGGGAGGGAGGUGUUGAGAAACCCGAUCUUGGUGGCGCCGGUGGGAGUGCAGAAGAUUAUGCAUGCGGAUGCGGAGGAGGCUACGGCAAGGGCUUGUAAGGAGGUUGGGGUGCCAAUGAUCCUUUCGACUGCGGCGACGAGGACGAUUGAAGAAGUCGCCACCGCGAAUGGUGAUGGACAAAGAUGGUACCAACUCUACUGGCCCCGCCCUCAACACGAAGCAAUCACCGCCUCCCUCCUCCACCGCGCCAAGAGCAACGGCUACACCACUCUCGUCGUGACCCUGGAUACCUUCACCCUCGCCUGGCGUCCCACGGAUCUCGACUCAGCUUAUCUCCCGUUCCUCUUCGGCGACGGCUGCCAAAUCGGUCACUCGGACCCCAUCUUCAAUGCGCAGUACGAGGCUCAACUCGCUGCCGACCCGCGCACCGCGAAGGAGAAGCUCGCCGAAGCAUGGGGAAUCAUCAAGCGGAAUGGGACUGUAUUCGGCGCCGCAAAGAUCCUGGGCAACGCAAAGCUCAUCGCCAAAUCCCGCGCAUGGCUAGACGUCAUGAACUCAGGCACUUACCGUGAAUGGUCCCACCUCGAAGUCCUCAAACAACUCUGGGACGGCCCAAUCGUGCUCAAGGGUAUCCAAACCGUCGGAGACGCCCGUCGAGCGGCGGAGUACGGCAUGUCCGGCAUCAUCGUCUCCAAUCAUGGCGGCCGACAGCUCGACGGUGCCAUCGCCUCACUCGAUGCUUUGGCUGAAAUCGCGGCGGACGAGAUGGUCAAGGCUUCGAACAUGGACAUCUUGUUCGACUCGGGUAUUCGCACGGGGAGUGAUGUGUUGAAGGCGUUGGCGUUGGGCGCGAAGGCGGUGUUGGUGGCGAGGCCGUAUAUGUAUGGACUGGCAAUUGGAGGUCAGCAGGGGGUGGAGCAUGUACUGAGGUGUUUGCUUGCGGAUACAGAUAACUCGUUGGCGAAUUUGGGAAAGAGGAGUAUCAAGGACGUUGGGAGAGGGGACUUGCAGAUUAGGGGGGAGGCGAAGUUGUAG
Zymoseptoria tritici IPO323 is the source of this 1533-nucleotide messenger RNA. RefSeq lists its product as uncharacterized. Gene Ontology annotation, molecular function: FMN binding; oxidoreductase activity. The record is from RefSeq and is a predicted model, not a curated record. The transcript is spliced from 3 exons. Bases 178 to 1533 code for a protein of 451 amino acids. Lineage: Eukaryota; Fungi; Ascomycota; Dothideomycetes; Mycosphaerellales; Mycosphaerellaceae.